CGCGCGUUUAGGACAGGCACCAGGAACAAGCUACGUAGGUGGCAAGAAAACGACCGAUCACCUUCGCCUCGUCCCUCGCUCGCCCCUGCCGCCGCUCCCUCCUGUUUUCAGCCGCAUACAGCGCCUGCCUUUUCUCUCCGUCACCCCUCCCUGUCUCUCGUCUCGACUCGUCGCGUUGCGACUCCUCCUGUCUCCUCUCGUCUUGUCUCAUUUCUAUCCCGGUCCUCUCAUCAUCGCCAAUCAGUCGCAGCUUGCCCAGUCGACCUUGCGUAGAUCGAGUAUAGCAGUGGUAGUGUCCGUGUCUGCGUGGCGGUAGGAAGCUGUUCCGACUCCUAGCAAUUCGAGCUCACGUGACUAGCGCAAUUCGACUGGUGUCGAAGCGAAGAUCCGGGACACACGGGUCUAUUCGAAACGAGUCGAAUUUGGCGAUACACGUGCAAUGGAUGACUCGCCAUGCAGACGGACGAUUUUUGUAUAAACAACUAGACCAGUUAGUCGUUCCUAUACGUCGCUCAUUAGCGUAGCAUUCUCGGCCCCACUUCCCCUGGUAGACAGCUGCUUCUGCCCCCAGUCCGUCAUUUUCUUCGUGAGUCUCGUCGCCCCCAGCCCAUUUUCUGCGCCUCGAGGUCGGCCAACCAAUCGCGUGUAGGGCCGUCGUGGGCAUAUAGGUGCAGUAGCAGCUGCUAGUGCAGCGUUAAAACACACGCGUUCGCAUCCCCGUUAGAAGCCUAUCCGUCGCGCGCAACCCGCACGCCGCGGUUCCAAUGGCGGUCUCUUCGAGACCAGCGUGUUCGGCGGCGUGCUCCAAGGACCGACCAAGACCGGCGCAUGCGUGGCGCGUUGUGUCGUCCUCGUCCGCCAUGGCCCCCCUCCUCCUCGCUCUCCUCACCUUCUCCCUCUGCUGCUCCGUCGGUCACUCGCAGUCUGAUUCGGCAGCGGCCUUCGUUCCCCGGCGCGCGCUCAUCGACGUGCAAAUGACCAACGAGCUCGUACUCACAAUCGUGGUGGGAUCACUCCUUAUAGUGGCAGUCGCUAUUCUUAUCGCCAUCUUCGUGUUCUGGAAGCCGGCUCCCCCUCCUCAAGGCAAGUGGAAGCACACGGGUGAGGGGCAGCAGAGCAAGCCGCGGCGCGUGAUCCGCAUCGGGUCGCAGAAGUACACCAGCAGCGCGGGGGACGGCGAUUUCUCGCUGCCCUCGCUGCCCUUCAACGACAUUCAGGUGGCGACGAACAAUUUCGACGAGGCGGGAACGAUCGAGGCGGCAGGGUACAGCAGCGUGCAUCGCGGCGAGGGCCCGGACGGGCAGGCGUGGGCCGUGAAGCGCGCCAAGAAGGUGUCCAUCGAGGGGUCGCACCUGUUCAAGAGCGAGGUGGACUUUCUGUCGCAGGUGUCGCACGCGAACCUGCUGCAGCUGCUGGCGUUCUGCGACGAAAACAACGAGCAGAUCCUCGUCUUCCCCUUCAUGCCCAACGGCGCGCUCAGCUCCUGGCUCCGCCCGCCGCCAGACCAGCCGCGGCCGGCGCUGACGUGGGAGCAGCGGCAGCGCAUCGCGCAGGGCGUGGCGCAUGGGCUGCAGUACCUGCACUCGUUCAGCAACCCCACCAUCAUCCACCGCGACGUCAAGAGCGAAACCAUCCUCCUCGACCACCACUUCGAGGUGAAGGUGGGCGGGCUGGGGUUGCUGAAGCACCUGCCGGGCGAGGCGAUGCGGCUGCGCAUGGCGCGCAAGAAAGGGUACCUGGACCCGGAGUACUUCCAGACCUUCAAGGUCACCACCAAGUGCGACGUGUACAGCUUCGGUGUGGUGCUGUUGGAGCUGCUGACGGGCAAGCCGCCCAUCCUCGCGGAUCCCCAGCAGACCCAGCAGGGCGGGCAGCAGCAGCAGCAGCAGCAGCAGCAGAGCAAACAGAUCAACCACAGCCAGAGCCACAAGCAGCAGAACCAGCAGGGAGCGAAGGCCAAGAACAGCCGCCCCCCCACGCGCUUCAGCUCCAUGGGCUCUGCAGCGCGCUCCUCCGGCACGCCCCUGCUCACGCUGCCCCAAUGGGCGCUGAGCAUGAUUGACGAGGGCAAGAUCCAGCAGCUAGUGGACCCGCGCCUCCCGCAGCUCACCCCGGUGGAAGAGAUCCAGGCGUUUGCGCGCGUGGCGGCGGCGUGCGUGUCGCCGCUGCGGCGCGACCGCCCCGACAUGUCCAAGGUGGUGUCCAUGCUGCAGGAUGCGUGCCGCACGGGCGCGCUCGUGCGCUUCGCCUCGGGCAGCUUCAACCUCUCCCGCACGCUCAGCAUCCCCGACUCCACCGCCUUCGCUGCCGCUGCUGGCGCCCAUGGCGGCAUUCCUCUCAAGCCCAGCCCCUAAUGCCUGUGCCCCUGUGCGUGGCUGGUUGGCUUGAGACCGGCCAGGGCGCGCCAGCAACCAUGCACCCGGUUCUCUCGCUUCUGCUCCCCCCCCCCCAUCGCAACCGCUCCACGCCCCCUCUCAUUCCUCCUGUGAUGUUACUUCCUACCCCGGCCCGCCUCCCCUCGUCUCCCCUUCCCCACACCUUGUGACUUGGAACCAGCACCGUCGGUGUCCCCUGCCCACGGCACCACACCCCAAUAAAUGCCUCAUGCACCCCACCCUGCACCCUUCGCGUGUGGUGCAUCACACCUCACCCACCCACCCACACACCCACCACCUCAUGGCACUGUUGCACCACGCCCUCGCACCACUACCACCUCCCUUGACGUCUGCCUGCGUACCUCAUCCACUUCUAAGUUGAGUCCACUCAAAGCCUCGCCAACACCGCAACCACCAGCAGCACCGCCACCUGCAGCAGCAUCACCUGCAGCACCGCCACAGACAGCACCACCAUCUGGAGCCAACUCCUCCCACGCACGCACCAGCCACAUCACCCCAGGCUGUACCCUCCCAUGGCUCACCCUCCCCACCAGUCACACAGCCGCGCCUGCUGCCUGCGCAGCAGGGCGUGCUCUCUGUAUCCGCCUCUGCACCCAACACCCGCCCUGGGAUGUGCUUCUGAACCCUCUCCUCUCCUUUCCUCUCAUCUCCUCUCCACUCCACUCCACGCCACUUCCCCAUCCUCGCUCUCUCACAGACCUGCUCUCCUCUCAGCUCACUAAUGUGAAGCUCUUGGGAAGGCAGGACUGUGAUUUUUUCAGUGUCUGCUGAUCGUCCCUACCUGAAUGUGUACCGCACAUGCUAGCUCUCUCUCUCUCUCUCUCUCUCUCUGCCGUUAGCUGUUUAUGUGCCUCAUCGUGUGGUGUUCCCAGCCCUUCUCUUGGCGUUCCGUAGUCCGGUCCAGUUCCUCGGGGACACUUCUGGGCUUUCCGGCUUGUUUUCAUGUUGUUGUGCUAAUGAGCAAUGUAGUCUGUAUGGUUAUGUUAAUUGUAAUAUUAACAAAAGGUU
This is a messenger RNA of Closterium sp. NIES-67, 3404 nucleotides long. The record is from the annotation of a GenBank genome assembly. Lineage: Eukaryota; Viridiplantae; Streptophyta; Zygnematophyceae; Desmidiales; Closteriaceae.